AUGCCAUUUGGACAGAUUGUGGUAGGACCACCAGGCUGCGGUAAAACAACAUACUGUUAUGGAAUAUCCCAGUUCUACAAAGCAACGGAACGUUCAGUAGCAAUUGUAAAUCUCGAUCCUGCAAACGAUGGACUGCCAUACAAGGCAGAUAUAGAUAUUUCUGAAUUGGUAACCCUUGACGAUGCCAUGGAAACUUAUGGAUUGGGUCCAAAUGGAGGCAUGAUUUACUGUAUGGAGUAUCUCGAGGCAAAUAUGGACUGGCUAAUUGAAAAGCUGCAGCCAAUUAAAGAUAAAUAUAUCCUAUUCGACUGUCCAGGCCAAGUUGAGUUGUACACUCAUCAUCAAUCAGUCAAACGAAUUUUGGAUAGACUAUCAAAGGAUAUGGAUUUUAGAUUGUGUGCAGUGCAUCUGGUUGACUCGCAUCACUGUGUGGAUCCCUCAAAAUACGUAGCCAUGCUAUUGCUUUCACUCAAGACAAUGAUCCAGUUGGAGCUUCCUCAUGUCAAUGUACUGUCUAAAAUUGAUCUGAUUGAAUCUUAUGGUAAACUAGCAUUUGGACUGGAUUUUUAUACCCAAGUACAAGAUUUGUCGUAUCUAUCAGAUUGGCUUAAUGCAGACCCGCUGUUAAAGCGGUAUGGCAAGCUAAACGAAUCACUUUGUGGACUAGUGGAAGAUUUUGGACUGGUAGGGUUUACUACAUUGUGCAUCGAGGACAAGGAAAGUGUAUUACAUUUGGCUCAAUCCAUUGACAAGGCAAAUGGGUACAUUUAUGGUGGUUUAGAAAAAAGCAACGAGUCGAUCUUUAUGACAGCUGAGCGAUUUGAUGCAUGGGAUCAAUAUUCACGCAAUAUUGCUGAACGAUACAUGAUGUCUACCGAUGGAGAUGGUGACGAUAAUCACAAUGCGGAUGGUCUGCUUGGAGACAUUCGAGAGCAUGAAUAG
This is a messenger RNA of Batrachochytrium dendrobatidis JAM81, 942 nucleotides long. RefSeq lists its product as uncharacterized. The transcript has 7 exons. Gene Ontology annotation, cellular component: cytoplasm. The coding region runs from base 1 to 942 and encodes 313 amino acids. Gene Ontology annotation, molecular function: GTPase activity. The record is from RefSeq and is a predicted model, not a curated record. NCBI's taxonomy places the organism in Eukaryota, Fungi, Chytridiomycota, Chytridiomycetes, Rhizophydiales.